This is a messenger RNA of Hyalella azteca, 699 nucleotides long. Its product is annotated as protein Star-like. The transcript is spliced from 4 exons. NCBI's taxonomy places the organism in Eukaryota, Metazoa, Arthropoda, Malacostraca, Amphipoda, Hyalellidae. The coding region runs from base 1 to 699 and encodes 232 amino acids. The record is from RefSeq and is a predicted model, not a curated record.
AUGGCGACCACAUCACAGAACCUGUGCGCCCUGACCCGCCGAGAUGACGUAGGGAACCUGAGUAAUUUAUGCCGCUGCCUCAACGUUAAAGACACACAGCCUGCCACAAAGAGCCUCCUAAAUCACGAGGAUGCACGAAAAGGAGGCUUCUUCUUCGAAGUAGGCGCCUUCAACGGGGAGGAAUUGUCAAACACGCUCUUCCAUGAACGGGAGCUCGGCUGGACGGGAGCCCUCAUGGAGCCCUCGCCCAGCUACCUCGCCCUCAAGAGCAAGAACAGAAGAGCGCACAUCAUGCGGGCGUGCGUCGCCCCCGACACCACCUACAGUGAACUCGACCUAGAUGUGGGUAAAAUAUAUGCAGAGAUGUACUCACUUGUUAAUGCCAAGAAGGCACAAAAAUCGGCGAGAGUUCCGUGCUAUCCUUUCUACAGCGUCCUGACCGCGCUGGGCAACCCUGUGGUGGACUUCAUGACACUCGACGUCGAGGGCGUCGAAAUGAAGGUGCUGAGGAGCAUCCCUUGGAAUGACGUGAAGAUCAGAGUGAUCACCGUCGAGAUCAUCUGGGCUCCUGAAGGUCCUGAAGGCAUCAGGAAGUUCAUGGAAGCCAGAGGCUUCGAGUUCAUUGAGAAACUCGACUACCACUAUCUUUUCUUUGACAAAAAACUAAGUCAUGGUUUGAACAGGAAAGUCAAAGUGUGA